CGGAGUGCGGCCUGCGAGCCUGGCGGUCGGCGGCCCCGCGGGCUCCUGCUCCUGCUCCCGCUCCCGCUCCCGCUCCCGCUCCCGCUCCCCGCGUCUCCGGCCCAGUCGCCGCGGUUCCGGCCGCACCUGCCCCCGCGCUCGGUCCCCUCCGCGGCCCGGCAUGCAGGAGCCCGACGCCGCCCCGGACGGCUUCCAGCCCCGCUUCCCGCACUUCGCCACGCAGGCGAUCCAUGUGGGCCAGGAGCCCGAGCAGUGGAGCUCCCGGGCCGUGGUGCCGCCCAUCUCCCUGUCCACCACGUUCAAGCAGGGGGCCCCCGGCCAGCACGCGGGCUUUGAAUACAGCCGUUCUGGAAACCCCACCAGGAACUGCUUGGAAAAAGCCGUGGCGGCCCUAGAUGGGGCCAAGUACAGUUUGGCCUUUGCUUCAGGCUUAGCUGCCACUGUGACUAUUACCCAUCUCUUGAAAGCAGGAGACCAAAUUAUUUGUAUGGAUGAUGUGUACGGAGGUACAAACAGGUACUUCAGGCAGGUGGCGAGUGAAUUUGGAUUAAAGAUUACUUUCGUGGAUUGCUCCAAAAUCAAAUUGCUAGAGGCAGCCAUUACACCAGAAACCAAGCUUGUUUGGAUUGAAACCCCCACAAACCCAAGCUUGAAGAUGAUUGACAUUGAAGCCUGUGCACACACCGUUCAUAAAUGUGGCGACAUCAUUUUGGUCGUGGAUAAUACUUUUAUGUCAGCAUAUUUCCAGCGGCCUUUGGCGCUGGGAGCUGAUAUUUGUAUGUAUUCAGCGACAAAAUAUAUGAAUGGCCACAGUGAUGUCGUGAUGGGCUUAGUAUCUGUUAAUUCUGAGAGCCUCCAUAACAGGCUCCGUUUCUUACAAAAUUCUCUUGGAGCAGUCCCAUCCCCUGUGGACUGUUACCUGUGCAAUCGAGGACUAAAGACUCUACACGUCCGAAUGGAGAAACAUUUCGAGAACGGAAUGGCAGUUGCUCAGUUUCUGGAAUCUAAUCCUCGGGUAGAAAAGGUCAUCUAUCCUGGGCUGCCCUCGCAUCCUCAGCACGAGCUGGCGAAGCGGCAGUGCACCGGCUGCCCGGGCAUGAUCACCUUCUACAUCAAGGGCACACUCGUGCACGCCGAGGCGUUUCUCAAGCACCUCAAGCUAUUUACUCUGGCUGAGAGCUUGGGAGGAUACGAAAGUCUUGCUGAGCUGCCGGCAAUCAUGACCCAUGCGUCGGUGCCUAAGAGCGACAGGGAUGUCCUUGGCAUUAGUGACACGCUGAUCCGACUCUCUGUGGGCUUAGAGGACAAGAAGGACCUGCUCGAAGAUCUAGAUCAAGCUUUGAAGGCAGCACACCCUCCAAAUGCAGGUCGUAACUAGCCUUCCAGAACUGCUAGUAGAAGUUGCCUCCCAAGAAGAUCAACUCUAGAUAAUCGAAUGGACCAUUAAUGAGCCUUUGCGGGAUUUUCAAGUGAAAAUUUAGAGACACCUCAUUACUUUUCAGAGCUGUAACCUUCCGGGGAUCCUCCUUGUUAAGAGCGGUUUCCUCUUUCCCUUAUUGUAAUUGACAGGUCAAUUCUGUUAAUACCCUCUUGAUAAUUUUGGUAAACAUUUGCCUCUGCAGGAGGUGGGGUUUGUGCUGCUUUUCGGGGUUGUGAUCUUCUUUUCAUAGCUUAAGAUUUAUAUCGAUCAUGUUUACAAUACAAUGACAAUUCAUUUUCUAGGUUUUUCUGAAGAAUUUAAAUUAUUAAAUGAAUGUUCUUGAAUCAAGAGUGAUUUUUGCUAUUGUUGAAGACAGCACUCAAAGCAGUGGUUUACACUUAAUUAUCAUAAGCCAAAAAAUCAAAUACUUGAAAAGCCUACUGUGAAAUUCUGCUGAUUCAAGGUUGUACUUACUAUUUAAAAACAAAAUAAAUCUAAUUACCAAAUGCA
Molecule: messenger RNA, 1930 nt
Organism: Nyctereutes procyonoides (raccoon dog)
Lineage: Eukaryota; Metazoa; Chordata; Mammalia; Carnivora; Canidae
Gene: CTH
Product: cystathionine gamma-lyase
Exons: 12
Coding region: 161-1378 (405 amino acids)
Biological process (GO): transsulfuration
Cellular component (GO): cytoplasm
Molecular function (GO): cystathionine gamma-lyase activity; pyridoxal phosphate binding
Source: RefSeq, a predicted model, not a curated record